UUCAUUUUCAGGUGUGGCGUCAGAGGAGCUCUCUGGUAGUGAAAAAAAAGGUUCUUCUUGGGGGGUUCUUCCAUUAAUCCACAAGUUACUCAGUAUAAGGAAGUGAGGAUUCUUUCAUAUUUCACCUGACAGCUGCACAAUGGCAACAUUAGCAAAUAAAGGGGGCCCUAAAAAGGUUGGGUUUUUUGACUGGCUGAUUGAACAGAUCAACAGUGGAAGAUACAGGGGAUUGGACUGGACAGACGAGAACCGCACAACCUUUCGUAUCCCUUGGAAACAUAUUUCAAAGAAGACUCUUGUGGCAGAUGAUUAUGAGAUUUUCAGGGCAUGGGCUAUGUUUAGCAAAAAAUAUAAUGAAGAUAUAUCAACUCCUAGUAAAUGGAAAAUCAACUUCCGCUGUGCCAUGAACAGUACAAAGAGAUUUGAAGAACUGGUGUCAAAUGAACCUGACUUUCACAAGUACAGAAUCAUCCCCCCGAAACCCAAAACCGAAUCAACAGCUAACCUCCCUUCUGGUACAAAUAAUGGGAGUGACUAUGAAGCUGAAGCAUCACAUUUCAGUCCAUACGGUGAAGAAUGUUCAGCUUUGCACCAGCCUACACACCUACCACAGCUGGAGAUAGAUGCUGCUUUUCGAACUUUGACACUGGAAAGUGGAAUGCCAGGUGCUGUAGUGCCAAAUGAGAAUGCAGCAGGCAAUUUCUACCAGACCAGUGAUGAUGCACUCCAGUGGAUUAUUCAGCAGUCCCAAUUGAAUCUGACUGAAAUGCAGCAGGUCUCAUGGGCCCCAGCAGUAACUAUGGAUUCCAGUAACCCGAUAGGUGAGUCUAAACAUGGACUUUGAAAAAUGAAUCACAAAAUCAUGGAACUGGAAACUACCUUGGAGUUCACCUAU
Molecule: messenger RNA, 895 nt
Organism: Python bivittatus (Burmese python)
Lineage: Eukaryota; Metazoa; Chordata; Lepidosauria; Squamata; Pythonidae
Source: RefSeq, a predicted model, not a curated record